UGCCAGCUCCCUCUGGGGAGUGAGAGAUGCACCCUCCUGAUUGACCCAACACCAGCGGCCAAGGUGGGAGCCCCAGGCUAAUCCUGAGCCAUUGCCUCCGGUUCCACACCACACAGCCUCUGGAGGUUGCCCCAAAGCUGGGCCCUCUGGGCUGAGAAGGGUUCCUUGUCCCCAGCUUCCCCUGGGUGAUGCAGGGAGGGACCCACCAGGGUGCCUGCAAGCCAGACACAUCAUGUGAACCAGGAAUAAUUGCGUGAGGAAGCAUUUUUUGCACAGUAGACGUGUGCCUUGCCCUACACUGGGGGAGCUGCACUUGAGGUUUCCUUCUGAUCUUUUCCAAAGCAAUCAAAGGUUUUCACCAAACAAUAAAAGUGGUGUUUCAAGCAGAAAAAGAGCUUUAGUUGAUAAGAAAGUGUUCUAGUGAAAAAGUUUCUAUUGUCCCCAGUGGCACGUAUGAGUGAAACGUGGUGGGGCUCCGGGAGGCUGGCUGCUCCGGGAGGCAAACACCACCACCUCUUAUCAAGGCUCGUGCCUGCCCAAUCAUCUGAUGUGUGUGCCCAUAGCUGCGUGGCAGGGGCGGAGAGCAGCCCUCCCGGGGGGUGUGACACCACCCUUGGAGUGGGAGAGGGGACAAGAGGCUGCCUGGGCUCUCCCCAGUGAGCAGGGACAUCCCUGGCAGGGCUGAGGCUGCAAGAGAGCAGUGGCUCUGCUCCGUGUCUCACCAAGGGCCUGCCGGUCCCACCACCUGCCUCGCUGCCUCUCCAACCAGGUCAAACUCUUCGGCUUGACUGGGAAGAAAAGGGACAUCCAUCGGGCUCAGUGCACCGAGCCAGGGCCAGGAGGAAGCCACGCAGUGCAUGACUGAUCUCCCAGCUGUGUUUCCCAGGCCAGGUCUGUGCUGCUGUGUGGGAAGGUGGUAGGAUGGCUCGGAGGAUGAGCAUCAAUGAGCUGGAGGACCAGCUACUCUGUCCCAUCUGCUUGGAGGUCUUCAAAGAGCCCCUGAUGCUGCAGUGUGGGCAUUCGUACUGCAAGUCCUGCGUGGUGUCACUCUCUGGGGAGCUGGAUGGGCAGUUCCUGUGCCCUGUGUGCCGCCAGAUGGUGGACUGCAGUGCCUUAUCACCCAACGUCACACUGGCCUGUGUCAUCGAGGCACUGCAGAGCCUGUGCGAGGCAGAGCUGAGCCCGGAGUCCUGCCCAACACACCACAACCCCCUCAGCCUCUUCUGUGAGGCUGACCAAGAGGUGAUCUGCGGGCUGUGUGGCACCAUUGGCAACCACCGCCAGCACAAGAUCACCCCCAUCUCUACUGCAUACUGCCAGAUGAAGGAGGAGCUGUCUGUGCUGCUGACCAAUCUCCACCAGUACAAGAGGAACCUGGAUGAACACAUCAGCAAGCUCAUCAACAACAAAAGCCGCAUUGCAAACGAGGCAGAUGUCUUCAAGUGGGUGAUCCGGAAGGAGUUCCAGGAGCUGCACAGGUACAUUGACGAGGAGAAGGCCACUUUCCUGGAGAGCAUUGAGAGGAAGGCAACACAGCUCAUCACCUCUAUUGAGUCCCAGGUCAAGCAGACAUCAGAUGCCCUGCAGAGGCUUAAGGAGAUGCAGAGCUCUCUGGAGGCACUCAGCAAUGAAAGUCAGCUUGGUUUCAUCCAGAAAUACAGCUCCUCCCAGUUCAGGUCAGAGCUCCUCAGCCUGCACCCUUGUGAUGGUGUCUUUAGCCCCGUGUCCUUUAAGCCAUGCUUCCACCAGGAUGACAUCAAGAUGACUGUGUGGAAGCGCCUGCACCGCCGUGUCCUACCAGCUCCAGAGACGCUGAAACUGGACCCAGUGACAGCACAUCCUCUCCUGGAGCUCUUCAAGGGCGACACGAUGGUGCGGUGUGGCCUCUACCAGCACCGGGACAGCAACCCCAAGCGUUUUGACUCCAGCAAUUGCAUCCUCACCUGCAAGGGCUUCUCCUGUGGCCAGCACUACUGGGAGGUGAUUGUGGGCGCCAGGAACCACUGGCGUGUGGGCAUCAUCAAGGGCACGGUCAGCCGCAAAGGGAAGCUGAGCAAGUGUCCUGAGAAUGGCGUGUGGCUCAUUGGUCUGAAGGAAGGGAAGGUCUAUGAGGCCUUUAGCAUGCCACGGGCUACCCUGCCUCUGACCACCCGGCCCCAGCGCAUUGGCAUCUACCUGCACUACGAGAAGGGUGAGCUGAGCUUCUACAAUGCUGACAACCCUGAUGAGCUCAGCCCCAUCUACACCUUCCAGGCAGAGUUCCAGGGGCAGCUCUACCCCAUUGUGGACCUGUGCUGGCCUGAGCGAGGGCCCUGUUCCCCUCCCAUCAUCCUGCCUGUGCCCACUGCGAGCAGGCACCCUCAGGCGCUGAACAGCCAUCCUGCCCCCAAGGAACCCACAAAGCCAUAGCCUGGCCAGCGGCACGAGGGUUUGGCUGCAGCAAGCUGCAUGCAGGCUUGUGCUAGUAUGGAAGCUAUGGUACUGUGGGGUAAUGUUUAGCAGCAUAAAAUGUCAGCCUUGACCUCUGAAUUCCUGUCCCCAGUUUGGCAGCCUGAGCCCAAACCCUAAAACAUGGCUGGCCUUCAGAAAUCUCCCAAUGGAAGGGGGUGCCUGCCUGAAAAGUGUGAGCCAUAAGCAUCCGGGGGCUUUGCUGCUGCAUCUUUCCUCUGAAUAAAUGGAGUUUGUGCUAAA
Pezoporus occidentalis (night parrot) is the source of this 2691-nucleotide messenger RNA. It is a transcript of the gene TRIM50, whose product is annotated as tripartite motif containing 50. NCBI's taxonomy places the organism in Eukaryota, Metazoa, Chordata, Aves, Psittaciformes, Psittacidae. Gene Ontology annotation, molecular function: ubiquitin protein ligase activity; zinc ion binding; protein binding. The transcript is spliced from 7 exons. The coding region runs from base 922 to 2409 and encodes 495 amino acids. Gene Ontology annotation, cellular component: cytoplasm. The record is from RefSeq and is a predicted model, not a curated record. Gene Ontology annotation, biological process: protein ubiquitination.